This is a messenger RNA of Leptidea sinapis, 4021 nucleotides long. Its product is annotated as probable methylthioribulose-1-phosphate dehydratase. NCBI's taxonomy places the organism in Eukaryota, Metazoa, Arthropoda, Insecta, Lepidoptera, Pieridae. The record is from RefSeq and is a predicted model, not a curated record. Gene Ontology annotation, cellular component: cytoplasm. The transcript has 6 exons. Bases 152 to 844 code for a protein of 230 amino acids. Gene Ontology annotation, molecular function: metal ion binding; methylthioribulose 1-phosphate dehydratase activity.
UCGAUAAAGCAGUGUUCCAGCCGGCAGAAGAAGAAAAGACAAUAUUUAUUGUGUAUUAUUACUUAGUUUACAUCAUAAUUAAAGUGAUAAUAGAUAAACUACAGUUGAUCACGUUGUCGCAUACGAAAACUGCGUGAUACAGUAAAUCACAAUGGAGAAUCUGAGCCCCGAACAUCCAAGACUUCUCAUCCCAGAGCUAUGCUCCCAAUUCUAUCACCUAGGUUGGGUCACCGGAACAGGCGGUGGAAUAUCUAUCAAGGAUGGAGAUAAAAUAUACAUAGCGCCAUCUGGUGUUCAGAAGGAACGAAUGAAGCCUGAUGACUUAUUUGUGCAGACCAUUAAUGAUGAGGAUCUGGAAUUACCACCACCUGAAAAAAAGCUAAAGAAGAGUCAAUGUACACCUCUAUUCAUGCUGGCCUACCGAGACCGUAAUGCUGGAGCCGUCAUACACACCCACUCUCCACAUGCGGUUAGAUGCACUCUACUCUAUGAUAAAGAGUUUGUCAUCACUCACCAGGAGAUGAUCAAGGGUAUAAAAGACGCGAACCUUGGUCGAUAUCUGCGGUACGACGAAAAACUAAUAGUACCAAUAAUUGAGAAUACACCGUUCGAAAAAGAUCUAGCGGAGAGUCUCGGAGAAGCGAUACGCGAGUACCCGGGGACCAGUGCCGUGCUAGUGAGAAGACAUGGGGUUUACGUGUGGGGGGACAGCUGGCAGCAAGCGAAGACCAUGACUGAAUGCUAUGAUUACCUGUUUGAAAUGGCCGUCGAAAUGAAGAAGUUAGGCUUGGAUCCAUCUCUCAACCCACAUACGGAAAUUGUUCGAAAUGGGAACGAACACUGAUUCUAUUAGCUAACGUUUAUGUUAUAUUAAUAAUAUUUGUUCAAAAUGGGAACGAACACUGAUUCUAUUAGUUAACGUUUAUGUUAAUAUAUUAAUAAUAUUUGUUCAAAAUGGGAACGAAUACUGAUUCAAUUAGCUAACGUUUAUGUUAUAUUAAUAAUAGUUGUUCAAAAUGGGAACGAACACUGAUUCUAUUAGCUAACGUUUAUGUUAUAUUAAUAAUAGUUGUUCAAAAUGGGAACGAGCACUGAUUCUAUCAGCUAACGUUUAUGUUAUAUUAAUAAUAUUUGUUCAAAAUGGGAACGAGCACUGAUUCUAUCAGCUAACGUUUAUGUUAUAUUAAUAAUAUUUGUUCAAAAUGGGAACGAACACUGAUUCUAUUAGCUAACGUUUAUGUUAUAUUAAUAAUAGUUGUUCCAAAUGGGAACGAACACUGAUUCUAUUAGCUAACGUUUAUGUUAUAUUAAUAAUAUUUGUUCAAAAUGGGAACGAGCACUGAUUCUAUCAGCUAACGUUUAUGUUAUAUUAAUAAUAUUUGUUCAAAAUGGGAACGAGCACUGAUUCUAUCAGCUAACGUUUAUGUUAUAUUAAUAAUAUUUGUUCAAAAUGGGAACGAGCACUGAUUCUAUCAGCUAACGUUUAUGUUAUAUUAAUAAUAUUUGUUCAAAAUGGGAACGAACACUGAUUCUAUUAGCUAACGUUUAUGUUAUAUUAAUAAUAGUUGUUCCAAAUGGGAACGAACACUGAUUCUAUUAGCUAACGUUUAUGUUAUAUUAAUAAUAGUUGUUCCAAAUGGGAACGAACACUGAUUCUAUUAGCUAACGUUUAUGUUAUAUUAAUAAUAGUUGUUCAAAAUGGGAACGAACACUGAUUCUAUUAGCUAACGUUUAUGUUAUAUUAAUAAUAGUUGUUCCAAAUGGGAACGAACACUGAUUCUAUCAGCUAACGUUUAUGUUAUAUUAAUAAUAUUUGUUCAAAAUGGGAACGAGCACUGAUUCUAUUAGUUAACGUUUAUGUUAAUAUAUUGAUAAUAUUUGUUCAAAAUGGGAACGAAUACUGAUUCUAUUAGCUAACGUUUAUGUUAUAUUAAUAAUAGUUGUUCAAAAUGGGAACGAACACUGAUUCUAUUAGCUAACGUUUAUGUUAUAUUAAUAAUAGUUGUUCCAAAUGGGAACGAACACUGAUUCUAUUAGCUAACGUUUAUGUUAUAUUAAUAAUAGUUGUUCAAAAUGGGAACGAACACUGAUUCUAUUAGCUAACGUUUAUGUUAUAUUAAUAAUAGUUGUUCAAAAUGGGAACGAACACUGAUUCUAUCAGCUAACGUUUAUGUUUUAUUAUAAUAGUUGGGAACUUUUCAUUUUUCUGAACAAAAUUUUAUAUCAAAUGCAAUAAUUAUGCUCUUUCUUUUAUUUCUGAUGCUAUGUUAUGUAGCAAAAAAUAAGCCUUUCGAUCGGUAUACUAAAGCUGUAGCCUAAGAAUAUAGUCUUCCUUCAGUAAAAUGUUAAAUCUACAAUAUUUAAGAUAAUUCCCCUCCAUGGGGUAUAGUCGUGUCGUCUUAUAAUUAUACAGGGUGGAUGUUAUGUCCAAUGAUUAUAAUAUACAUAAAAUUAAUUCGCGCAUCAUACUGACACAUUAACAUGACGUUAAACCGAUAGCGUGAUCAAAAACUACUGUAAUUACUGUAUGAGUUAAAAAAAAAUAAGAAAUAUAAAGAUAAUAAUAUAUUUUUGUCACUGACAACAGUUGCUGUCAAAAUGCGCCCCAAUUAGGGCGCUUUAGAAUACGAAAUGCGUGAUAAUGCGUUUAUAAAAUAUCUGCUCCUUUAUAGUUUAACUGACCUAAUAAUUAAUUUAUAUAAAUUCUAAAUUGAUUUAGCCAAUACCUCGUGUCAUUUGUACAUUAUUUAGGAUUGUACGUGUUAUAUUGUUUUAAGAUUAAAAUGUAUUCGUAUAAGUCCUUAUUUUUUUAUAUCUUUCAUGGAACGUUUUGUAAUAUUUUAUUUGUUGUUUAAAGAAGAUGUGAAUUUAUGAAAACUUGUUUAAUUUCAGACAAUUUCAACAAAUAAGAGCACUUUCACACUACGUCCGAUCAGAGUUCGAUCCGUACCCGGGAAAAUACAGAUCUAGAAAUCUCCGACGGAAUUUGGAUAUUGCUUACGCUCUAGUCCGAUCUCUCAUCCAAUUCCAAGCAAUUCAGCGGCCAUUUUUAGGCAUACGGCAUUUUACUCGGAGCCCCAGCAGAGCACUUACGUCUUUGAUCAUAAGUCCUUUCAAUUAGCGUCAAAUCCUGGACGCUGAUUGGGACAAUAUAUGGCCCUCUAUGGCUGACAGCUCAAAACAGUUUCAACAUACCUAACUGAAUAUAGGUGACAAGGAUCUGUCGGCAAUCUUUGUCCUCCCAAGCAUCACACUGCGGCUUUCAGGGGAAGUUUCAAGUACAAUGCCACCAAGUGCUGGAAUAAUUUACCACCGCCGCUACGGGGUUUAUAUACAGUCUCGACUUUAGAAAAAAAUAUAAAAAAUACAUAUUAAUGACCAAUACCUCCCUACAUCUCCUGCCUUGGUGAGCACUGUUUAAAUUUCAUUGUAUUAUAUAAAAUACCUACUCGUAUUUAUUAUUAUUUUUUCUUCCUUACACACAUACGUUUUUUAUUAUUUUUGUUGUCAUUAUUUUUUUUAGUAACAUUUUUUUGUUAGUCAAUUUUUUUAUAAUAAUUAUUUUAGUGCUUCAAUUUAUAUAUAUAUUUUGCUUUUAAAAUAUGUCAGUUCAGCUCCAAACUUCACACAGUGGGGUCACUGAAAAUCAGUGUUGUGCUCAUAAUGUAUGGACACAACUAUAACUGAGUGGACUCCAGUUUUGGAAGACCACUGCCACAUCAAGUUUUGCUUUUGUUUCUUUUGUAUUAAGUAAGUUAAGUAUUGGAUUAAGCAUAUAUUUUGUUCUCAUAAACAUUUUUGUGUGAAUGUGUCAGUUUUUCUUCCAAAAUAAAUUCAUUUUCAUUUCAUUUCAAGUGUGUCUAAAGCUUACAGAUAUAAAUCUAGUGAAAUAAAAAAGGUCUUAUUGUACAGAAUGAAUCAUUUUAAUUUCAAAUUGCUAUUACAUUAGUAUUUUUGUGUGCGGCUGCUUUAUCAGUUUUCAAACUUUUAACAAUUUCAGCGAAUAUACUCUCUGAUACAA